AUGGCUCCCAAUCCGCAACCCUGUAUUAUUUGUGGCGGGUCUGUGGCAAGAUUAUGGUCGAUACAUAGUCAUGUUGGAGAUCGUUAUCUUAGAAUAAAUCCUAGUUACAAUAUCACCGGAGGAAUGAAGGUGGAUUUUGGAGGUGUAGUGAACCUUGAAAAUGCCAGUACCGAUGUUGAUGGUGAGUAUAAAGGAAAAAGAAUGCGAGCAACAAAAUUACUACAACGACCAAUGGAAAGUCGUCGGUCGUUUCAACAUAUUUCGGUUUUUCAUCGGUUAAAAAUGAUUAAAUCUCGGUAUAGAGCAGUAGAGAUUACCCGAUCCGAGAGUUGGAUAACCACGCGAUAACUAUCAACCAAUCAGAGACGAAUUCUUAAUUAUCUAGAACCUUGCCAUUGAUGGGCCCCUGUCUUCGCAAAUUCCCAUCGUUUCGUCAACCAAUAACAACUCAAGAAUUUUGAUAUUUGAAAAUAAUUUUGAAAACAUUCGCGUAAGCCAGCUACAAAAUUUAAAUCUUUCUGAUUUAUCAACUCUAAAGCACACAUUCUUCAGAAAUGGAUGCUUUCAUCAAGCCGAUUUACUUUCACGUUCACUUGUAUUUGAUAUUUUCAAUUUUUCAUGACGACACUCCUUCGACGGCCAUGUUUAUUAGACUUGCACUAGAAUUGAAAUACGUGCAUGCAACAACCCCUCGCCUAUAUUUUCCAAACCUUGUUUCAACAUGAAGUAUUCGUAAUUACGCUAACACAGAACGCAGGCUCGCGUUGACACAUCAUGUUAGCCAUGGCAGCACGAUAAUGGUUUUUUUUUAAUUUUGUGCAUAAAACUGCAAAAGAAUAAAUGAAAUUUGAAAAUACAGAACUAUCAAUUUCUAAAAUAUAUAAAGUAGGUAUAUUAUUUUGCUUUCUAUGGGCUUCUUUUUAAUGUACAAUUCAACACGAAACUCUUCGUAAAACGUUUUUAAAUGUGAAUUGAAAUUAACUGCUUUUUUGCAGAUAAACUCUUCAACUUGAGCUUCAACUUACUACUCGCACUUUGAAAUGAAAUAAAUUUAAUUCAAACAGGACGCUAAUGAAAAUAAUUUGCUUUUCUUUUCAUCAUCAACUUAUACUUUAGGAUUUCUCAUACUAAAUCAAUUCUUAAUGUUAACGUUUAAAAAUUGAAAAAAGGUUUUACAAUUUGUUAUGUGAAACGAUUUUCCAAGCUCUCUUACAUGUUUCUUAUAUAUAUUUGCGGUUUUGCCUCCGUCACACUCCUGGCAAUUCAAACAGUGAAACAGCCAUAUUUUGAGAUCAGUGAGAUGUGCACCCAUACACCAUGCACCCGCGAUUAUUGAUAAACUUUAGACUUCGGUAAUGCUUUCCUUUCCCAGGGUGCAAAUAUCCUGGCGGAACUAGUUCCCUCGCCCCGGGCUUACGAACGGAACGGCGCUCCGCGCCGUUGGCUCGGGGAUAAAUUAUGAAUUUACAAAAUAUGCGUUUACGUCAUGCAUGUACAUUUGCCCCAUAUAUGUGGACAUCGCUUGACGAGAAAUUUGAGAUAACUGCAUAGUUCACACACAACGGUGUAGCGGACUGGAACACAGACUACUGUUAAACUAUCGAACUAUAAUUAAUUAAUGCAUAAGUAAAACACAAAGGAAAUCAUAAUAUCGUUGUCUUGAUACCACUGUAAAAAACGUCGCAUCAACUAACUCACAAUCGCAUUGAAUUUAAAGUCAAGCCCAUUUGAGAAGCAAUUAUAAAACCCUCGAAAAGUUAUCUUUUACCCGUGUACAAAUGAAAAUAAGUGAAAAUUUUUGCUAGCGCCUCAUUUUUCACAACAUCUACAUCAUUUACACGCCAGUAUAAACCUUAAAGCCUUUCUCGUUUAUUUUAUAUUACUCAAAAUCAUGAGCCAUAUACUGAUUAAUAACUUUUUAACACUUAAGUGUUUUUAUUGUAGCGUUAGUUCAGUUCAAAGACGUCUCUUCCGGGUUUCCAGAUUUUGAAACGAGAGUGAUAAUUACCUUUUAUCACGACAAUUCAAAGUAUCAUUUAAAGGCUCAGGGUGUCAACGAUGAACUACUUGCAAUUGUAAGUUUCAUUGCAAUACAAUACUUCGAUAAUUUAGUUAUACCGUAUAUAUCUCUCUGGUAAUGCAAAAGCGUUACAAUGCAUUUCAAGCAAUUCCCCUCCCCCUCCCCAUUCAAUGUUGUUUACCCAAUCCAGAAUGCAUUAUUGCACACAAGAGUAAUAUGCUAAGUGAGACCCAAUAUUUAACGGUGUUGAUUACAUUUUUUCAAAAGUUGGCGCAUCUGUCCCAAUACAUUUGAAAAUUAUUGUAGACAGAGGUCAUCACAGAACCAGAGUAAACCAAAAUAUUUUGAUGAUAAUACAAUUAUGUAUAUUUGCAGAGUGAAGCUGAGGCUGCCAAUCUUACGGACAAAAGUGAUGUGUUUUCACCAGUAAGAUUAAACUAUGAGCAUCAUCUAUUCUUCAUCUUUGAGUCAGUCAAGUAUCGCGACUACUAUUUGGCAACGAACGGAGCGGGUAAAACAAAACUUGUGAACACUCAUAGUGUCGCAUACAGAGAUUCAGAAACUUUGAUAAAGCUUAUUGACCCAG
Molecule: messenger RNA, 2606 nt
Organism: Paramuricea clavata
Lineage: Eukaryota; Metazoa; Cnidaria; Anthozoa; Malacalcyonacea; Plexauridae
Source: the annotation of a GenBank genome assembly